Messenger RNA from Ambispora leptoticha, 161 nucleotides. NCBI's taxonomy places the organism in Eukaryota, Fungi, Glomeromycota, Glomeromycetes, Archaeosporales, Ambisporaceae. The record is from the annotation of a GenBank genome assembly.
AAUCCGACAUUCAUCGUCAUCCUAUCACGAUGACAAUACCAGCACCGACGAAUUUCACUGCGAAUAUGAACGCAAAUAGAAAUAGACCAAUGAUUACUGAUCCGAGAAGUAACGUGGUUUGUGUGGUGGCUGAUAGAAUUGUGAUGGUGAGAGAUUUUUAG